Messenger RNA from Cucumis melo (muskmelon), 1562 nucleotides. RefSeq lists its product as uncharacterized. The record is from RefSeq and is a predicted model, not a curated record. Bases 109 to 1182 code for a protein of 357 amino acids. NCBI's taxonomy places the organism in Eukaryota, Viridiplantae, Streptophyta, Magnoliopsida, Cucurbitales, Cucurbitaceae. The transcript has 12 exons.
UUUUAGAAUUGUUAUAUUUUUGAGAAGACACCUGCAUUCUAUUUAUUAUCGAACGUUAUCUUCAUCGUCUUAGAAGUCCCCCUGCCUUGUUCAUCUUUCUUCUGUACGAUGCCGGUUCCUCUCUUCAAUCUUGCUCCGAAUCUCACUGUUUCAAGGCUCUGCUUUGGUACCAUGACGUUCGGCGAACAAAACUCUCUGUUUCAGUCAUUUCACCUCCUUGACCAAGCUUUCGAUGCCGGCAUCAACUUCUUCGAUUCCGCAGAAAUGUAUCCAGUGCCUCAACGUUCUGAGACUCAGGGCCGGAGUGAGGAGUACCUUGGCCAUUGGAUCAGAAGCCGAAAAAUUACUCGGGACCGUAUUGUUUUAGCUUCAAAGGUUGCCGGACCAUCUGGGCAAAUGACUUGGAUACGAGGCGGACCAAAGUGUUUGGAUACUAAGAAUAUUACAGAAGCAAUUGAUGCUAGCUUAAAGCGACUGCAAACGGAUUUCAUUGAUAUUUACCAGAUUCAUUGGCCUGAUCGGUAUGUUCCAAUGUUUGGAGAAACUGAAUAUAAUCCAUCCUGGCAAUACUCAUCAGUUACAAUAGAAGAGCAACUAUUUGCGCUCAGCAAGGCUGCUGAUGCUGGUAAGAUCAGGUAUAUUGGCCUCAGCAAUGAAACACCUUAUGGUGUUAUGAAAUUUGCACAUAUUGGUGAAAGAUAUCCCCACGUUCCGAAAGUGGUUUCAUUGCAGAAUUCGUACAAUUUGCUUUGCCGAACUUUUGAUUCUGGCCUAGCUGAAUGUUGUCAUCACGAGAGAAUCAGCUUAUUAGCAUACAGCCCCUUGGCGAUGGGCAUACUUUCUGGGAAGUACUUUUCUCCUGAAGGCGGUCCUGCAGAUGCUCGACUUCAUCUUUUCAGAGGAAAAUAUUUAGAAGGGGAAUCUAGAUAUAACCUAAACAAUACCGUCAUCAGAACAGCUACCAUGGACUAUAUUAAGGUUGCUAAGAAAUAUGGCCUUCAUCCAGUCUCUAUGGCAAUUGCCUUUGUUCUCAGGCAUCCCCUUGUAGCAAGUGUCGUUUUUGGCGCUACCAAGUCAUGGCAACUCUUGGAUAUUCUAAAUGCAAUUAAGGUUGAGCUCACACCUGAAAUGAUUUCUGAAAUAGACGAAAUUCAUUCACGGUUUCCCAAUCCAUGCCCUUGAUUUGGAUUUUAAACAAGCGAAGAAGCAAAUAACUCAAGUUUUCUCUUCCUCCCAAUAUUAGAUGCUGUCUUUUAGAAAAUCAUAUUUGUGUAAGGUUGCAUUGUCAGAUAAAUGUGACUUUUAAAACGGAAAAAAAAAAGAGGAGGUUUUCUCUCCUCUAGUAAAUCUAAGUGAACUAAGGAAAGCAGCGACCUUUAGUUAAAGGGCAAUUCUAACUUUUUGAUAGUCAAUAAUUGUUCAUAUUUAUGAUUUAUACAAGAAAAAAGAAAGUGUACACUUUCCUGGCAUAGUGGUAGUUAGGGGUCCAUAGCUUGUAGUUCAUCUCAAGUUUGUUCGAGUUCAAAUAUUUUAUUUUUCUACAAAAUUCGAACUUGGUUGGA